AUGCAUAUGCAAGCAAUCUUAAAGCAGACUACUACUACCACUACUACUACUAUUAGUACUACUACUAUUACUACCACUACUACUACUACUACCACUACUACUACUAUUACUACUACUACUUCUACUACCACCACCACUACUACUACUACUAUUACUACUACUACUACCAUUACUACUACUAUUACUACUACUACUUCUACUACCACUACUACUACUACUACUACUACUACUACUACUACUACUGCUACUACUACUAAUACUACUAAUGCUAAUACUAAUACUACUACUAAUAAUAAUAAUAAUAAAAUUUCCAUUACCAUUGUGAUACACUUCCGUCUCAGUGCUUGA
Schistosoma rodhaini is the source of this 348-nucleotide messenger RNA. The record is from the annotation of a GenBank genome assembly. NCBI's taxonomy places the organism in Eukaryota, Metazoa, Platyhelminthes, Trematoda, Strigeidida, Schistosomatidae.